Molecule: messenger RNA, 1993 nt
Organism: Drosophila innubila
Lineage: Eukaryota; Metazoa; Arthropoda; Insecta; Diptera; Drosophilidae
Gene: uzip
Product: protein unzipped
Exons: 6
Coding region: 298-1827 (509 amino acids)
Source: RefSeq, a predicted model, not a curated record
CAGUCUUAUAACAAACGAGCUUCGGAAAGGUUGGAUUCGCGCGUGAAUUGAACAACCAAAUAAGUAAUGUGCAAGUAACGAAUAUCGUUUGAAUCGGUAAUUUUACGGUAAAAUUUACGAACUGUUUUAUAUUUCUGCGAAUUUAAUUUUUUCACGUUUUCUACAAUAAUAAAAAUCAAAUAAAAACUUGCAUUUUAAUAUACAACAUCAACAUAAAAGCAGUUUCUUUUGAUUAUUUGCAUUUGCAGCUUUUACAAUCGAGUGAACUUUUCCUCAACACACAGUGGGCACAACAAAAUGAGCAGAACCAAAAAUCAAAUAAAGCGAAGUACAAUCAGGAGAAUGAAUGAAUGCAGUUCCAGUAUGUCCCUGAUCGGGAUUGGAUGUCUGCUGGCAUUGCUGCAAUUGAUAACACCUAUUGAAGGACAUGUGCAUUCAGUGCAGACAUACAAGACUGCAUCGACGCUGCUCGGACAGCUCGUCACGUCGAGCACUUUGGUUUGGGAGACGUACGAUCCAAGGGAUACCAAUCAGAUGCAAUAUGCCGUCGAGGGGGGCAAGUACAUAUCGGAGGAUGAGCAUUAUCCGAUCUACGUCUGUCGUGUGACAAUCGACGGAAUGCCAACGUCUGGACACACCGAGAAGGUGCAACAGAAGCAUGUGUGUGUGGCAGCUUUAUCCAAGCGCAACAACAAUGAGCACUUCGAUGUGCUGAUGAACAAGGGACAUCUGGGCAAGAUCGCUUGGAAGCCCUGGCGUAAGUUCAAUGUGGGUAUUCCUGUGGGAGCCAUACGCAUCGGAGAUGAAUCCUAUAUUGGACGCCAUCGGGCGGUGCAUGAGCUUAACGCCGAGGGAGCCGAAGUGCACAGGGGAGCGGACUUUAACCUAGGACGUCUGGAGGCUGAGGGUCUGGGCAAGAUCAAGGUGGUGGAGGAUCAGCGGGAGAAGUACUACGAUGAGGGUGAAUUGCUGGUCGAGACGGAACCCUAUCGUUAUGAGCUGCGGGACAUUAAGCUGGAUCGCAGUCACACUACCAUGCGCGAGAACUCCACAGAGCUGGCUACCGGCAGACUGGAGAACACCGGUGAAACACACGAUACCAUGGAGAUGGUGAUGAGCUACAGCUUCGACUAUCUGCAGUAUUGGGGUUCCCACGAGGGCGUCGCCAAGGGCUUGCCCACCAAGAUCUUUGAGAAGAACGUUGCCGUUCCCGCUGAGAUCAACUGGGCACUGAAGCACGGCGAGAAGAGACGCGAGAACAAGGCAGUCUACUCGAAGCUCUGGCCCGGCACAGCCAUCAAUGUGACGCUGCGCGGCAACUAUGUCACCCUGGAUGCACCUUACGUUGCCAAACUCUUUGCUUUCUACCACGACAGCGAAAGCGUCUCGAGAAAGAUUAGUGCCGAGGUGCGUAAGAGCUAUUUGAAGGACGUGAAGAUGGAGUUCAGCCCCGUCUAUUGGAUUGAGAACGGCACCGUGGUGCCCACAACCACAACCACAUCGACAACGUCAACAACGACGCAUGCAACAACCACCAGCACCAACGAACCGACGCCCAUUCAUGAGCCACCACUGGUGCGUGUGGAGCAUGUGGGUGUGAAGCAUUCUGGACCGGACUCGCUGGAGAAAACGUUGAAUGAUUCGACUGCGAACAAUGAGGUGAACUCACACGAGGCGCCCGAGAACAUGUCCUCAAAGGAUGCGGCGCUCGCUGGCUUCGGAGUCGGCGGCAACAAUGGAGCCACAAUAACAACAACAACAACCACGGGAGUCACAGGAGCUGCAGUUCUAAUGACAACGCUAAUCUUAACGCUAUUGAAUCUGUAGAUGGGAAUGGCCGAGCCUGAGGAGGGCUGAGGCAGAAGGGUCUCCCAAUUAGCAUAGCGUUUAAUUGUUGUUGUUGUACCUGUUGUACCCGUCUUUGAGAGCGUGUCGUGAGAGCAUACAAGCACACACACACAUACACACACACACAUGAACAGUAACAGAAAGA